This is a messenger RNA of Aspergillus ibericus CBS 121593, 520 nucleotides long. RefSeq lists its product as uncharacterized. The record is from RefSeq and is a predicted model, not a curated record. Lineage: Eukaryota; Fungi; Ascomycota; Eurotiomycetes; Eurotiales; Aspergillaceae. The transcript is spliced from 3 exons. The coding region runs from base 56 to 424 and encodes 122 amino acids.
CCUCUUAACACUCCACUCUUUACAAACACCUCGUUGAACCAUCCAACCAUACAAAAUGAAGUUCACUAUCGUUGCUCUCGUUGGCUUCGCCAUGACCGCCGCUGCUAUUCCCGCAGUGGCACGCACCCAGCAGCAGAAGCUCUCCAUCAGCGAUGCCAAGGGCCAAUGCUCGACCGGGGACAUCUACUGCUGCAACCCCAACAACAGCGAGGAGACCGACGGCCUGCUGAACAACGUGGCGAAGAAGGGUCUUCUCAUCGAUUCUCUCAUCGAUGGGGAAAACUCUGCCUGCGCCAGCACCGAUCUCAUCAAGGAUCUUGACCUUCUUGCCUUUUUCGAGAAGGGAGACGAUGACAAGAGCUACUGCAAGAACACCAUUGCUUGCUGCCCUAACGGAAACUGCGCCGCCAUUGAUGGUUACUAAGGUGGCUCAUCGCCAGUGGCGCUGGCCCUGCCGCCAAUGCCGAUGUAAUAGUACCGGCACGCAGUCGGUCAAGCUUCACGGACUUCCACAUCAUCC